Equus caballus (horse) is the source of this 1371-nucleotide messenger RNA. RefSeq names its product zinc finger DHHC-type palmitoyltransferase 19. The record is from RefSeq and is a predicted model, not a curated record. Lineage: Eukaryota; Metazoa; Chordata; Mammalia; Perissodactyla; Equidae.
AUGUCAAACAACCAACCUGGCAGGGGCAGGACCUCUCAGUCCCCAGCCAGUGGGGGUGGCGGGCGUUGCCGUUGGAAGUGCUGGUCACAGGCUGCAGAGCCCCUAGCCCACAUUCUCCUCAGCCUCGGUGAUGUCACACUGGGACUUCUGCCUUCCACCCUGGGCUGUGGCUUGGGGGCUCACUAUGUCUUCAACAGUCGCUAUGGAUAUAGGGCUCCUGGAGCCAGUAUCGGCGAGGGUGCCUGUGGGCACUGGAGGUGCCGCCAUGCCGCUCUCUUGCGGGGUGGCAGACCUCAGGACCCACUUCCCUGGAUGCUCCCGAGCCUGUUCGCUGCCUUCAAUGUCGAGCUGCUGCUCAUCCUCAGUGGCCUCUUCUUCGCAUUCCCUUGCAGAUGGCUGGUCCAGAACAGGGAGUGGGUCGAUCCCGUUGUCACAGGCCCCCUCUUCAUCCUGACUUUCUUCAGUCUCGUUUCCCUCAAUGUGUCAGACCCUGGCAUCUUGCAUCAAGGCUCCAACGAACUGGGCCCCAUGAUGGUGCCUGUGGUGUGGGUGAACCACAGGGCCUUCCGCCUGCAGUGGUGCCCAAGGUGCUGCUUCCACCACCCGCCCCGGACCCACCACUGCCCAUGGUGCAACAUUUGUGUGGAGGUCCUGUCGCUAUGCCUGUUCUCGGGCGCCAUGCUGGUCACCGUCCUGAUGUUCCCAGUGUACAGGACUCAGCUUCCCUUCUCUAUGGACGAGAUCGUCGCCAACCUCGUGGCCGUACCCGCCGCCGGCUUCCUGGAGCCUCUCUUCGUGCUGCUGCUCAUCAAGGCCAGGUCGGUGAGCGCGGCCGAGCGCUGCCACGAGGGCAAGGACCAAGAAGGAAAAAAGCUGAAACACCAGGCUUGUGUCAAGGAAAGAGAUUUACUAUCAAAAGGCAACCAGAUGAGCAGAUGGGAGUUAGAACUCAGAUCCAUCUCCUCCAAAGGAAAAAGGAAGGCAAAAGCUUUUCUAGAAACCCUCGAAAGACAUCUGCUUACAUCUCGUUGACCAGAAUUUCAUCAAGAAAAGCCAGGAAACGAGGGAAGCUGUGAAAUUAUUUUGCUGCCCCUCCUGCAAAGUGGACUUUUGUGAUAGCAAAAAGGAAAAGCUGAAGACAGAGUGAGCAGUGAGCAGGGUUUGCUUCGAUUAGCACUUCCCCUGAAAGGGCGAUUGGAAUCACCCCUUCUCCCCAUGUGCUUCUCUACCCUGUGGAGUGAAGCCAACCUGGCAGGGGCAGGACCUCUCAGUCCCCAGCCAGUGGGGGUGGCGGGCGUUGCCGUUGGAAGUGCUGGUCACAGGCUGCAGAGCCCCUAGCCCACAUUCUCCUCAGCCUCGGUGAUGUCACAC